AUGCUCAAAUCAUCUGCAGAGAAAGAUGAAGAGGUGAUUUGUUACGUUGUGCGGGUCCUUACUCUUUCUCCGAAGAUAUACCGUAUUUCGAGUGACAUCGUUGUGAACGAAGGGAGCAACGUUACCCUGGUGUGCCUGGCCACAGGGAAGCCAGAGCCCUCCAUUUCCUGGAGACACAUCUCUCCAUCAGCAAAGCCCUUUGAGAGUGGGCAGUACCUGGACAUCUAUGGAAUUACAAGAGACCAGGCUGGGGAAUACGAGUGCAGCGCAGAAAACGAUGUCUCGGUCCCAGACGUGAAGAAAGUAAAAGUCACAGUAAACUGCACUGUCCCUGUCAACAUCCUAUAG
Neopsephotus bourkii (Bourke's parrot) is the source of this 348-nucleotide messenger RNA. RefSeq names its product neuronal growth regulator 1-like. Gene Ontology annotation, biological process: homophilic cell-cell adhesion; synapse organization. The record is from RefSeq and is a predicted model, not a curated record. Gene Ontology annotation, molecular function: axon guidance receptor activity. Gene Ontology annotation, cellular component: neuronal cell body; axon; plasma membrane. Lineage: Eukaryota; Metazoa; Chordata; Aves; Psittaciformes; Psittacidae. The transcript is spliced from 4 exons. The coding region runs from base 1 to 348 and encodes 115 amino acids.